This is a messenger RNA of Penicillium angulare, 789 nucleotides long. RefSeq lists its product as uncharacterized. The transcript is spliced from 3 exons. Lineage: Eukaryota; Fungi; Ascomycota; Eurotiomycetes; Eurotiales; Aspergillaceae. Gene Ontology annotation, molecular function: oxidoreductase activity. The record is from RefSeq and is a predicted model, not a curated record. Bases 1 to 789 code for a protein of 262 amino acids.
AUGACCGUGAGCAAAAAUCUAGCCGGAAAGGUAGCAAUAGUUACUGGUGGUAGCCGGGGUAUUGGAGCCGCCAUAGCUAUUAAAUUCGCCGAACAUGGUGCCAACGUCGCAAUCAACUAUGUUUCUUCCCCCACCGCCGCAGAAGAGGUAGCCCAAAAGGUGCGCUCAUUUGGCGUCAAAGCGAUCACAAUCAAAGCAGAUGUCUCGCAGGAGAACGAAGUAAGCGCCAUGUUCGAGACACUCAUGCAGGAACUUGGCCGCCUCGAUAUCGCCGUGAGUAAUUCGGGUAUCGAGUAUUUUGCUACUCACGCCGAGACAACGGGUGCAGAUAUCGAUCGGAUUUUUGGCGUAAAUGUCAAGGGCCAGUAUUUUGUUGCUCAACAGGCAUACAAGUAUAUGGCGGAUCAUGGGCGAGUUAUGCUCACAUCGUCUAUUUCAGCUGUUAAGGGUGUUCCCCGCCAUGCUGUCUAUGCUGCUUCUAAGUCUGCUGUUCAAGGAAUGACAAAGUGUCUUGCCGUUGACUUUGGCUCACGCAACAUUACUGUCAAUUGUAUUGCGGCGGGAGGUGUUAAGACGGACAUGUACGAUGAAAACUCGGCUGAGUAUAUUCCUGGUGGGGAUAAAAUGACCCCGGAACAGAUUGAAGUUAUGCUGUCUAAGUGGUCACCGUUGGGUCGCGUUGGACUUCCCGAGGACAUCUCGGGCAUUGCUCUUUUGAUUGCAAGUCCGGAAUCCCAGUGGUUGACUGGGCAAACUUUUCAGGCUUGCGGAGGAGCGUUUAUGGUGUAG